AUGGACACGUCCGACACCCAAUCCCGUUCUCAUGGUACUGAGACCAUGCCAGUUAUCUUCCAUACCAAGACGGGAACAGCUUUUCUUUCUGAAGCGUGGACACCGCGGACUUCAGGGCAGUACACCGCUACUUGUCUCGCUCUCGUCCUCUUUACCCUAAUUCUCCGUACUUUGAUCGCCUUCAAACCCUUGUUGGAAGCGGCAGUCUCGGAACGCGAGCAUGGAAAAAGCCGCUUGAGCAAUGGCGAGGAUUAUGGGCAUGAAGAAACCUUUUUUGCUCCUACGCCAGAGACAGUUCUUGUCAGAGUUGCUCAUGCUGCCUAUGAGGCUGCCAUCGCAUUUCUAGGGUACCUCCCAAUGCUAGGGGUGAUGUCUAUGAACUUGGGAUAUUUCUUGUCGGUUCUUCUCGAGGUUUUUGUUGGCACUCUCUGCUUGGGUUACAUUGCACGGAGCACAACAUUUGAUCAUUGUUCUUGA
Messenger RNA from Colletotrichum orchidophilum, 477 nucleotides. RefSeq lists its product as uncharacterized. The coding region runs from base 1 to 477 and encodes 158 amino acids. Lineage: Eukaryota; Fungi; Ascomycota; Sordariomycetes; Glomerellales; Glomerellaceae. Gene Ontology annotation, cellular component: plasma membrane. Gene Ontology annotation, biological process: copper ion transmembrane transport; intracellular copper ion homeostasis. The transcript has 2 exons. Gene Ontology annotation, molecular function: copper ion transmembrane transporter activity. The record is from RefSeq and is a predicted model, not a curated record.